AUGAGUUACCUGUAUAGCCGCGGUGUCUUCACACCCGGGCAGCUUAUGGAAUCCAAAGCGAACGCACGGUCUCAGGAUAUUUACUGGUUUGACAGUAACGAUGAACGUGUAAGUGAUGCAGUGACAGUUCGCCUUCUUGUAUCAAUGAUUGAUUCCAUCAUAGCUCAUUUUAACGGGCAUGUACCGUAUAAAAUCUGCGGGCGUUCGCGGGCAAUGCUAGCAAUUUACCCGUCGAAUGGUACUCAUUAUGUCAAACAUGUUGAUAACCCAAUUAAAGACGGCCGCUGUAUCACGAGUAUUUACUACUGCAAUCAGAAUUGGAAUGCUAAAAAGGAAGGAGGCUGCUUCAGGCUUUUUCCGGAUACAUCAGAUGUCCCACUAGACAUCGAACCGCGUGGCGAUCGACUGUUGUUUUUAUGGUCGGACCGUCGAAAUCCUCAUGAGGUUCGACCAGUGUUUAGAGAUCGGUAUGCUGUAACGGUUUGGUAUUUUGACACGGACGAAAAAUUAGCUGCAUUAGCAAGGAGACGUAAGCAAGACGAGUUUGAAGAAACAAAAAAACACAUGCAGCAUCUACGAUCUGUUCUCUUCGACAAUGAAGAGACUUCGCAGUUGCAACUGCCGCCUUUCAAAGACUGUGAGAAACUGGAAUCGAACGAAUUGUCAUCGCUUGACAAUAUCCCAGUUCAAUCGGACAUUUUCCAUCCUGCAGUAUCUCUCCUGCAGAACAAUCGUUACGAACCGGUUUUGAAGCAAAACAGGCCAGUUAAUGUGGAGACGGUAAGUUGUUGCUGUUUCAAAUCAGUGAGCUUGCCUCGGUCACUUAUUAAGCUACGUUGGUCACUUAUUCGGUAA
Gongylonema pulchrum is the source of this 855-nucleotide messenger RNA. The record is from the annotation of a GenBank genome assembly. NCBI's taxonomy places the organism in Eukaryota, Metazoa, Nematoda, Chromadorea, Rhabditida, Gongylonematidae.